GAGGAAUCGAGCACCCUUGAAUUUAUUUUUAUGCGAGUCUUAGGUAACUCGAACUGGACCUGAUCCUUUUCAUUCCAUCUCUCUCAGCUGCGCUGAUAGGGCUUUCUGCAGCUUUAAAAGUUACUUUUAUUCUACGCGCUCGUUCGACUGGCUGCAAUAUAUACUCUACUUCUCGCCUCUGCCUUUCAGCAGGGCAUCUUCCCAUCCAUGUCAACAUCACGAGACUUCGCUGUCCCAGCGGAGCACGAUAAUACGAUGCAGCCCCAGGACGAUAUAGAGCAGAGCAGUCGCCAAAGCCAUUCUUCCAACACCAACGUAUCUGACGAGAAGGAUCAGCAUGUCCGCUACAACCUCACCCUCAACACACAGAACCUCUCCCCGCCCAAGGCUGAGCCUAUGCGGCCAGUGCGUUCCGAUACAGAGGUCCAUCGCGAAAUGACAUUUUCACCCUCGAUAUUGCGACGCCGAAUGACUCGCGCCCCAACGUUCAAGACGGUGGAGGAUUAUGAUGAGUUCGACACUGCCUUUGGCGAUCGCCCUGGUUGGCAGCCUGGCUCCGAGCCUGGUUAUGACCCAAAGCUUCCCGAUGGAGGUCAUGCUUCAAUGCCUGCACUUCAAGCACCCUGUGAGAUUUCUGUAAUCGACUUUUCGCAAGAAAAAAUGGUUAAGCGACACUUCGAUAAUGUGAAUUUCAUCGACUUCCUUGAACAGCCAAAGGAAGAAUGGGCCAAAUGCCGAUGGAUCAACGUCAAUGGACUCAGUUGGGACGUUAUUCAGGCAAUCGGCAACAAGAAGGGUCUUCACAAGCUUGCUCUGGAGGACAUGAUGCAGAUUAGGAACCGGACGAAAGCUGAUUGGUAUCCCAACCACGCUUUCAUCGUCAUGACCCUGCAGAAGCUCGUCCACCUGGUAGACGAUGAAGAUGACACAACCAGCACAACCAGCACAUACUCUAGUAAGACGCUCGGCGCUUUGAGGGGCUCAGUGAGGCAGCUUUGGAAUACUCGCAGGGCGGCCGACCCCGAGAAGAACUUUGAGACCUCGCUACGACCACAGGACCCUAUUACAGCAGACCUGCAAGAGACGGGCAUGAUAAGGACAUUACAGCGUUAUCACGCCUCGGGAAAUGAGGCACGAACAGAAUUCAUGGAGAGCCAUUCAUCCCUUACGCCAUAUCAGAUGGCCGUUUCGGCAGAGCAGGUCUCCAUAUUUCUAACAUCAGAUAACACGGUCAUCUCUUUCUUCGAGGUCUCAGCGGGAGAUAUUGAGCGGCCCAUUGUCACCCGUCUGAGUACCCCGGGCACUAUUCUUCGCGAGUCCAAUGACGCGUCCCUGUUAUGUCAGGGCAUUAUCGACGCCAUCAUCGACCUUGCCAUACCUUUGACGUCUAUUUACACAGACAUUAUUGCCGACAUUGAGCUAGAUGUGCUCACCUCGCCGAGUAUCAGUCAAAGCAAAAAGCUGUAUAUAUGCAUUAGUGAGAUCAACAAAAUGCUGAGCUUCCUCAACCCUAUUGACAACCUGGUCAAUGUUCUGCGGGAUCACAAGACACAUAUGACCCACGAUCAAGCCAUGCAGGCACUGGAGAACCCUUCAACUGGUGUUAUUGUCACUCCCAUGACCCACACAUACCUAGGCGAUGUGCUCGAUCACUGUAUUAUGAUAACUGAAGCUCUACAACAACUCAAACAAUCAUCCGACAACCUUAUCAACCUUAUCUUCAACACCAUAUCAGCCCACCAGAAUGAAUCGAUGAAGCAGCUUACCACUGUGACCAUCAUUUUCCUCCCUUUGACAUUCAUAACAGGAUUUUUCGGACAGAACUUCGCGGAAGAGGGGUUCCCCGAAAUCCACCAUGGUAUUUGGUAUUUGUAAGUAUUCAUUUCAUCCAAUGUACAGGGGAGACGAGAAAACUUGGGACCUCUAUCCUAAAUGACGAAAAGACUUGAGGUAAAUCCGGGAUAACUUAGUCUGCCCUGAGACUAGUUAUUCUGGCACCUUGGUCAAGAGUCAGAAGUUUUCUUGCUCCCUGGCGCUUGUUUUCUUGGGCUGGGCUGUUUACAGCGCAAUACUUCCGAAGUAAUGCACAAUACUAACAACAUUGUAGCUGGGCCUGCGCCGUUCCGACUGUUGUAGCGACCAUCUUGAUUCUCAUGAGAGAGAUGAUUUACAACUGGCUGGUGCGAGUCGUACAAAGAAGACAUAUCCUUACACUUAGAAAAAAGAAGAAGAGAUCCAAGCAGCAAAAGAUCAAGCUUAAGGUGUGACGGACACGCUGCGGGCAGCAUAAGCUCAGGAAGCUUUUUGAUGGGCUUAUUUUGGCAUCCCUGUUAUAAGGCCCGAGAUGCCUUUUCUCCCCAAGGGCCGCUUAUGAGGUUGAAUGGCGGGAACAUUUGCAUUAGUGAUACCCAAGUAUUGGCAAAGGAGUGGGCGUGAUUAAUUUGUGAGUGGCAGUGGAUUUGAGUAUAGCAUUUAUGAACAAACCUUACCAAGCGCACCAGCCCUUUACUGAAGGGUGUCAAAAGCCUGAGAACAAAGCAAGCUAUAAUAAAGUUACCUAAAUUUAUGAAUUAAAGAAAAUGGUGUUCUUGACUAAAUUCUUGAUAGUGUUAUAGAGAUUUACAUAUUAAAUUGAGAUUAGACUUGAU
Molecule: messenger RNA, 2648 nt
Organism: Fusarium odoratissimum NRRL 54006
Lineage: Eukaryota; Fungi; Ascomycota; Sordariomycetes; Hypocreales; Nectriaceae
Exons: 2
Coding region: 208-1875 (555 amino acids)
Biological process (GO): metal ion transport; transmembrane transport
Cellular component (GO): membrane
Molecular function (GO): magnesium ion transmembrane transporter activity; magnesium ion binding; cobalt ion binding
Source: RefSeq, a predicted model, not a curated record